AUGGCCAACGAGCAAAGCGGAAGCCCCCUGCGAAGGUGGAGGCCGUUCUACGGCGCUUUCAGCGCUAUCGACGACGCGAUCGAGAAGGCAGGCGGCCACCCGCGCGCCGCGUUCCGGGACGUGAGGGUCCGGAUCCUCCAGCUGCUCCGCGGCGCCACGGACGACGGCGUGGCCGAGCAGCUCUGCGGCGCGCUGGACGACGCCAUGGUCGAAGCGCUCGAGACUCUGCGGGUGGAGCCCGUCCCGCACGGCUUGCUGGCGUCCACCGACCUCGCAAGGACCAUCGGCGCCCUCGGGAACCACGGCUCGGCCCGGAUCCGCAGGCUCGCGGGCGACGUCGUGCGCGGGUGGAGGGCGGCCAACGUCGCCACAACUACAGCAGUCAAGGAGGAGCAGUUCGACAAGCUCUCUGCUGAUGAUCUGUUCCCACACCAGGGCAUCUCUGCAGUGAUCGCCGAUGGCAACGCGCGAGGACACAAGGAGAAGUUGCACAUACAACCUGCUAAGAUGCUUCCCGCCGCCGAGAUAAAGCUACACAUACCGCCGGCGAAGAAGAUGUUUCCUACCGUCCCCGCCGCCGAGGCACAGAAGAAGAAGGUGUAUGUUCCACCAGCGAAGAUGCUGCCGACCACAGCUACCGUGUCGACACCGAACAUGAGUGAGACCAAGAAGCCCACAGUCGACGAGACCACAGUCGACGAGAGCAAGAAGAUGGAGGCUACAAAACGCAAGUUGCGUGAGGGUUACGAAGAGGCCAAGAAGAUCAAGCGUAAACACACCAUUCAGAAGAUCAACGACAAGGAGGCAGCAAAGAUGUUUGAGCAAAAGCAACGGAAGAUGCAUCCCGUCAUACGAGGGAGAGGCCCAGCAGCAUGUAGGACCUCCUCAGGCGUUCGUCGUUCGUUGCUUUACUCUCUUCAGAUGAUUUAG
Miscanthus lutarioriparius is the source of this 930-nucleotide messenger RNA. The record is from the annotation of a GenBank genome assembly. NCBI's taxonomy places the organism in Eukaryota, Viridiplantae, Streptophyta, Magnoliopsida, Poales, Poaceae.